AAGAUUCAGGCACUUCGAUGAUACCGUUAUAUGCAUUUCAUUUUACUUUUCAAGUUUGGCUGAUUAAAUCUCCUGUGAGAUCCAACGUUCAAACAAACAGGAUCUUCGUUCAUACCCUGGGUGCCAGAGGGUUUUUUUUUUCUUCGCUACUCACAAAAAAAAACCACUCUCUGUCGCCGAGGGUACUUUGCAAUAUAUUUACAUUUUUCAAGUGAGAAAUCACUGAACUGGAUUGUUUCUGGCACAGAACUGAUCAUGGGGAGAAAAACACAGAGCUAAGCAAAAAAAUCUCUCAGUAUUUUUAAAUAUCCCUAACUUUUCUAUAUAUCUUAAAAGAUACUAAAUAUCUCGGAAAGUGCUAAACAUCCCCCAAAAUAUCGGGAUAUUGACAUUAAUGAAUAACAGACGUUGUUCUAAUGGGAGGCGAUGCGUGACGGGUCAACGUGGUUCGUCACCAGGGAUCGCUCUUGUGAAAUCAGAAACCAGAAAAUAAACAAAGCCGGCUCUCACACUGGGAUGCGUAGUGCAGGGAAGAUUCAUUCAGUAGAACUAUAAACGAACAUAACUGCACAGACCACUAUGUCAUAUACUGUGGCUCGCACGCCGCUGGCCUGGAUUCCAAUGCGCGAUGGAAUCAAACUCGCGGCACGACUCUGGAUGCCAGAAUUGGAUGACAACAGCACUGAUAGGUCAGAAGAAGGUGAAAAGUUUCCUGCUAUACUAGAAAUCCUUCCUUAUCGGCGCGCAGACUACACAGCUCAGAGAGAUGAAAAGACCCACUCGUAUUUUUGCUCUCAUGGCUAUGUGUGUGUCCGGGUAGACAUGCGGGGAUCUGGGGACUCGGAGGGAUUUUAUUACGAUGAAUAUGAAAAACAAGAGCAGGACGAUUGUUGUGACAUCAUCGGCUGGAUUUCUCAGCAAGACUGGUGCACUGGAAAUGUUGGCAUGUAUGGGAAAAGCUGGGGAGGAUUCAAUGGCCUUCAGGUUGCUGCUAGACGACCCUCAGCAUUGAAGACUAUCAUAUCUGCUGAUUCCACUGAUGAUCGGUAUGCUGAUGACAUACAUUACCGCGGUGGCUGUGUUCUUGCCAGAGAAAUGCUGUCAUGGGCUCACAUCAUGUUCCUUUGGAAUGCGCGCCCUCCUUAUCCAGAAAGCAUGGGUCCCAGAUGGAAAGAAGUGUGGCUGGAGCGUUUGAACAAAUCAAGUGAACCAUGGGUACACAAAUGGUUAUCACAUCAGGCACGUGAUCCUUACUGGCAGCACGGUUCCAUUUGUGAAGAUUACACCUCCAUCACGUGUCCAGUGUUUCUGAUUGGUGGAUUUUCUGAUCUCUAUACUGACGCAGUAUUUCGCAUGGUAGAACAUCUCAAGUGUCCUGUCCGUGCGUUGGUUGGGCCAUGGUCUCAUAAAUGGCCUGGGUUCUCUUCACCAGGGCCUAAGAUAGACCACUUAAAAGAGUGCCUCAGGUGGUGGGACUGUCAUUUAAAUGGCCUGCCUACCGGUGUCAUGGAUGAACCCGUUAUAAGAGUGUUUUUGAGGAAUGGCAUUUCAAAUGCGCACAAGGAAGAUAUCUGGCCAGGGAGAUGGAUAGCGGAGGACCGCUGGCCCUCACCCAAUGUACAACGUCAAGAAUUCAUUUUACAAAAUGACAGAGGCUUGGUACUAGCAUCGGAGAACCAAGGACAGUGCACCUGCAAUAAGCCAAUUGAAUCCAAGGUGUCAGUGAAGUCCUCUUUUUUAAGUGGAGCAUGGAGCGGUCUCCCGCUGGCAAGUAGUAUUGAGGACCUGCCUGUGGAGCAAAGAUUAGAGGACGCUUUGGCCGAGUGCUGGGAGACAGCAACACUUAAAGAGCCUGUUGCACUGUUGGGAUUCGCAGAGGUGCACUUGCAGCUGAGCUGUGAUAGGCCCUGUGCUUUGAUAGCCGCUAGACUGUGUGACGUGUUUCCGACUGGAGAGUCUUCGCUUAUUACAAGAGGCGUUCUAAACCUGACCCAUCUUCGUGGUCAUUCACCAAAGGAUAUCCAGGCUCUGAAGCCUGAUAAAACCUUCCAAGCGCAGGUUAAAUUUGAUUCCACUGCCUAUACUGUAGCCGCUGGUCAUAAAAUUCGUCUGGCGCUCUCCUCAGUCCACUGGCCGUAUGUCUGGCCUUCUCCGCACUCGUCAUUCCUCUCGAUACAGACCGGAUGUAAGAGUAAGCUACUACUUCCGGUUCGAGUAUCAAAUGAAGAAGUACAUGGAAGGGAUGCCUUGUUGCGUGGGCUUGACCCUCCUGAUCCAGAAUACAAACAUGCUAUAUUACCUGUUGAAUGGCGGAGAAAACCCCAGAAGACAAGGACUCUAGAGAUUUGUCAACUGUCUGAUGAGUACAAACUGUCGGUUUCCAAAGACCUUGGGUGUGUUCUUCUGAAAGAUACAAACACUAUCUACGAUGACGUUAGAACUGAAACCUUCACAAUCAAAGAAGGUGAGCCAAACACAGCCAAGGUCACCAUGAAAGGCAAGGUUACAGUGAAGAAGGAGAAUGACUUCGCUGAAGAAGAGGGCAGCGGGCUCAACCGGUGGGAUACUAGUGUCCAGGCUCUCAGCGAGAUGUGGUCUGAUGAACAGUUCUUCUACCUGAAAAGUCAACUAACGGCGUGGCACAAUAAUGAAGAGUGCUUUGAUGAGACAUGGACAAAGAAAAUUGAACGGUUUUUUGUUUGACGUCUCACCUAAGUACAAAAGUGCAUUGUGAAACAACAAAAGGUUUACCUGUCUAACGAUUGCAAAUUUUAAUUUGAAAAUCAUAACAUAUUGCGUAAUGCAUAUUCUGUGGAAGUGAUUUUUAUGUAUUUUUGUAAUUCGCUUUCCGAUUGAAUUUUUAGCAUUUUUAUGUUUUUACCGCGCGACCCCACCAGGACACUCAGAUUCCAGUAAAGGGGGUGGUGGGACAGGGGAGUAGUGGAGGGGGGGGGGGGGCAUUUGGGUCGACGGCGAUCAUCUCUGGCGGACACAACAAAAAACACGCAAUUUGAAACUGAGUGUACCCCACAAGUAUUUGGAUUUAGUUUGUAUCGUUUAUUAAUAACGAUUAUCUAUCUAUCGAUCUAGUUCGAAUUUUAUUUAAUUUAAAUGCACGUGAUGAGUUUAUUAAUCACCUUGAAAUUUAUCACAAAUAAAAGAGCCGUGAGGAAGAA
Messenger RNA from Orbicella faveolata, 3176 nucleotides. RefSeq lists its product as uncharacterized. Lineage: Eukaryota; Metazoa; Cnidaria; Anthozoa; Scleractinia; Merulinidae. Gene Ontology annotation, molecular function: dipeptidyl-peptidase activity. The record is from RefSeq and is a predicted model, not a curated record.